Molecule: messenger RNA, 3150 nt
Organism: Pisolithus orientalis
Lineage: Eukaryota; Fungi; Basidiomycota; Agaricomycetes; Boletales; Pisolithaceae
Product: assimilatory sulfite reductase
Exons: 3
Coding region: 1-3150 (1049 amino acids)
Cellular component (GO): cytosol
Molecular function (GO): sulfite reductase (NADPH) activity; FMN binding; flavin adenine dinucleotide binding
Source: RefSeq, a predicted model, not a curated record
AUGGACGUUUCACAGAUGUCUGCGUCUGAACUUACAGAGUGGAUCACAUCCCGCUUCUCUGUCAGCUCUGCUGUGUACGUCUAUGACGUCGCCGAACAGGCGGGGUUCGGAGUGCUCGCAAAGACAUGGGCAUCAUCCGUGGAGAAUUCCGCCCCAGUAAUCUCCCUCCAGACGAGAGCAGGUGCGGGUCUUUCUCUCGUCGGGAGGUUGUCGGAAGGUACUAGUCAGGACGCGGUCGACGGAUCAGUCUUGACUGCGUAUACUUCCCCCCGGGGUCUAGCUAUAAUGGCACCGUCCCUUUCCUUUUUACCCCCGGCUUCUCCUGGUAGCAAACUAGUCAUCCAGGUCCCUGCGGUCACACCAGUGGGCGAGACAUUUACUUUUUCGUCCACCCUCGCGAGUCUUGCCACGACACUGAGUCUCCUUCCGGAGAACGUUACUGUUUUGCUCUCUGCCACACCCCAGGAAUCAGUUGACUUCGCAGCCCUCUCGUACGAGCUUGAUACCCACGCCAUUCACAUCUUCGAUCACUACAGCUCAGCCAGGGAGAUCGGGCAUGAAUUGGUGGUCCGUUCCACCGCCGAAAAACCGAUGCUUUCCCUGUCGGACGCCCUACGUCACGCCGGUUAUACACCCUUCGAAUUCGCUGGCGACAGGCACGCCCGCAUAGCGCUCAUCUUUCCUAAUGGACCGUUAGCCCUCUACGCGAGGCACAUCGUCAACCGUACAGAAGGGCUGGCUGUGGUGAUCGUCAAGGUGCUACGCCCUUGGAACGACAACACUCUCCGCGAAAUUAUCCCCUCCACCGUAGAAGAAAUCGUUGUUUUCGAUGACGUACCAAAUGAUACCACACAGGGCCCCCUUUUUGUAGAUGUUUUUGCAUCCGUCUAUGAUCCGCUUCGCUCGGAACGUGUAAUCCGCUCUCAGCGUAUUACCCCAGACAAGACCCAGCUAUUCAUUGUCCACCCCUCCGACUUCGCCAGCCACAUUUUGACAUCGGUCAAAAGCUCCUCCACUGAUCUUCACAUAGAAUCUCCUUCCUCGUCUACGAAACUUCUCUUUUUCAGUACUCCCACUGUUAAUCUCUCGUCUUUCUACCAACUUGUACGGAACACUUUUUCCGGGGCAGCCUCGGUGCGCCACAUCGCUGGCAGUGACGUCUUCAGUAAUUCAGAGGGAUUGGCUGUAGACCGAGUACUCUUUACCCCCAAAGGAGAUGAUCAAGACUUUAUCCCUCUCGAUGUCGUCUUUCCUCUCGAUGGCAGCGGAAAGGCAGACUUUACGUGUGUGUUGGAACCUACCUUGCUCAAAUCUCACUCUGUUCUGGAUGACGCCAAUCCUGGAUCCGCCAUUCUCAUUAUCACUUCAUGGUCCCCUGGCGAGCUCCUGGCGAAUCUGCCGCCCGGUGCUGUGACUCUUGCCCUCCAACGUAAACUGCGUUUCCACACAAUAGAUCCCAAUCUGGUUCUCUCACAGGUUCCCGAUACUGCUACUCGAGAUUUCGCGCGAAACUUGAUGGUGUAUCUUGUUUUCUUGAGGUUAUACCUUGGCGGGACAUCUAGUGAAGGUCUUGUGCGGAAAAUAGCCCAAGGCGUGACACCCCUUACCUUCGGUUCCGAGACCUUCGCCAAGCUCAGCGCUCGCACCUGGCUAGAGCUUAUUCAAGUUCAAUUGCCAACUAACCUGCCGGUCGUGGAGGGUAAAGCGAACAGCCCUCCUCCAUUGAAACGAUUCGAGUUCAACGCCAUCGCAGUCGAUACAGGCGAAGGUGAGGCAACUUCCGGUGGAUCGAAGGUCUCCUCUUGGCAUGAAGCUGCCAAGCACCUUUUGUUCCCAUCUGCUUUCGCGCCGGUACUCCCAGCGCUCGCCGGGCUCAAAGAAGGUUUUCCUCCAAACCCAUCACUCAGGCCAGACCUUCCUGAGCGCACUUACCUCGUCACUUGUGCUGUCAAUCGCCGUUUGACACCUCUCGAGUACGACAGGAACGUGUUCCACCUCGAAUUCAACACCGAGGGAACGGGAUUAAAAUACGCCAUCGGAGAAGCCCUUGGUGUGCACGGAUGGAAUGAUGAACGAGAAGUGCUGGAAUUUUGCGCUUGGUACGGCGUGAAUCCUGAUCGCCUGAUUACUAUCGCAGUACCGGGAGGUGAAGGCAGAGUGUACACUCGUACCAUAUUCCAGGCUUUGCAACAACAGAUUGACUUGUUUGGCAAGCCUCCAAAGUCAUUCUACGCUGACCUCGCGCCAUACGCCACGAACCGGGCGGAUAGGCUCACUCUACAGUUCAUCGGGUCAACAGAGGGUUCUUCAACACUCAAGAUGCUCAGCGAGAAGGAUACAGUGACGUUCGUUGAUGUUCUUCAACGAUACCCCAGUGCUAGACCAAGCAUCGAGGCGUUAUGCGAGUUAAUCGGCGAUAUCAAGCCUAGACACUACAGUAUAGCCAGCUCGCAGAGUGUGGUGGGUGACCGUGUUGAUCUGUUGGUUGUAACGGUCGAGUGGACAUCUUCAAAUGGCAAGUAUAUCUUCUCUGCAAGCAAGCGACGGUAUGGUCAGUGUACGAGGUACCUUGCUGGGCUGAAAGUGGGACAGAAGGUCAUCGUGUCUAUAAAGCCGAGCGUCAUGAAGCUACCUCCCGAUGACAUGCAACCUAUCAUCAUGGCGGGUCUUGGGACUGGUGCUGCACCGUUUCGUGCAUUCCUCCAGCACCGCGCGUGGCUCUCCCAUCAAGGAAUACCUGUUGGUCCGACGUACUAUUAUUUUGGUUCCCGCCACCAAUCACAGGAAUAUCUCUACGGAGAAGAAGUUGAGGCUUACAUUCAAGAUGGAACGAUAACUAAGGCGGGCCUUGCCUUCUCUCGAGAUGGCCCGAGGAAAGUCUACAUCCAACACAAGAUGUUAGAAGACGCGGAAACCCUUGCAGACAUGCUGAAGAACCAACAUGGCGUGUUUUACCUGUGUGGUCCAACAUGGCCAGUCCCUGACGUAUACGAAGCACUGGUUGGCGCUCUGGUGAAGAAUCAAGGCCACACACGAGAAUCCGCAGAUGAAUUUCUCGAACAGCUCAAGGAGGAAGAGAGAUACGUACUUGAGGUAAGGUCCAGGAGCUGUUUCGCGAAUGUAACUAACCAGGAUGGCCAGGUUUACUGA